Molecule: messenger RNA, 461 nt
Organism: Drosophila arizonae
Lineage: Eukaryota; Metazoa; Arthropoda; Insecta; Diptera; Drosophilidae
Source: RefSeq, a predicted model, not a curated record
CUGUUUGUAUAUAUUUUCAGCAUGUCGAAACGUGUGUAAAAAGCCCAAUAACUAUCCAAGGCCUUUUCAAUAUGGCCUAUCCAAGCGGGGCUAAUCAAUUCUAUUAAGCAAUUAAGCACGGUUUAGCUAAGUAGAAUGGAUUUCUAGUGGAAGUUUUUAUAGAUCAAGAACAUUUCAGAGAUGAAGAUCAUUUUGUUGCUACUUUCGACAUUAGCUCCCCUCAGCCUGGCUCGAAAUUUGUAUAUACCCAGCCAAUGUGAGUCCACCCUGCUCCCUUUAGAAGUUUGCGCCUAUGUGGGAUGUUUUAUAAAUAUUGAUCAAAGGGAUAUCGAAUUCAUUAACUGUGAACGUGAACUGAGAGGAAGGCCACCCCUGAACUUUUACUCGGAGGGUAAGUGCGGCCCACUGUUGGUGCCCAAAUGCGAAACUUUUGAUUUCUAAAUAAAACGUUUGAGCUGAAA